UGUUUCGCUGAGUAAACUUCUCUCCCUAGAUGACAUAGUACCUAAUCUUAUCUGUUCCACAGAUAGUGCUUCCAAAGAUGGAUCAUGCUUUUUGUGCGACUGUACGGUUGUUCUCUUUCGGUUGUGUUUAGAAUUUAAAAAGACUCUGUUUUUGUGAUUAUUUAAAUGAGCUUUUUCUACUUUCCUGAAAUGGGAGAUUCCGAUUUGAAAAGAAAGUUUUUCUCAGAUGGCUUCCUAGUUAUAGAGGAUUUUUUCAAUGAUGAAGAGGUGACUGAACUCAAGAAAGCAGGGCUUGAAUUGACACAAAAUGCAUUAUCGGAAUCGAAGAAGACUGUUUUCAACACAAUAAAUUUGGAACAGAACAAGGAAACCUACUUCCUUGAGAGCAGCGACAAAAUAAGUUACUUCUUUGAGGAGGGAGCUCUCGGAGAAAAUGGUGAACUCCUCGUUGAUGUUUCAAAAUCACUGAAUAAAGUGGCUCAUGCUCUUCAUUGGCUUCAUCCAAUCUUCAGGCAGGCCACUUUCCAUCCGAAGGUCAAACAGCUGAGCUCUGAAAUAGGACUCGUCGAGCCUCGAGUGGUCCAGAGUAUGUACAUCUACAAAAAUCCUGGACUUGGCAGCGAAGUGAUAUCUCAUCAGGACGCCACCUAUCUGUACACAGAACCGCAACAGCUUUAUGGCUUUUGGUUUCCAUUGGAGGAUGCAACGAUUGAAAAUGGGUGUUUAUGGUUCAUACCUGGAUCUCACAAAAGUGGAGUCCACAGGCGGUACAUACGAAAUCCUGACAAGUCCUCUAAUGAACUCCUGAUUAAUGACAAACCAACACCACACUAUCCUGCAUCCGCUUUCAGAGCUGUGCCAGUCAAGAAAGGAGCAUGCGUCUUGAUUCACGGCCAAGUUGUCCACCGAAGCGAACACAACCGAUCGGAUAAAUCUCGACACGCAUAUACAUUCCACAUUCACGAUGCACAUCAGAGUCAGUGGUCGCCAGAAAACUGGCUACAGAUAGAUAAUGAGUUUCCUCUCCUAUAUGCCAAUUAAAUAGACUUAAAGGAUGUACCACCCGCAAUUUGGAGGAUAUGUACGGAAAGAAAUGUCUUCCGCCUUCUUUUAAGUAUACAGUAUUCUUUAAAGUAAAGUACCAUGAGUCCAUGAGCCUAAUUGUAAGGUCCUCACAAACAAAGAAAUUUAUGAUGAUGAAAAAGCACUGAUCUUUACAGCUCAAUGGGAAAAGAAUCAAACCCUGUCAACAAACUUUUGAGUCACUUCCUUUUUCUUCUCAAGUAUAUUUCAGACUCAUGAAAAUUCAAAUGCUAUUUGAGGACAGAGAAUCUACUGAAAGUUAGUAAAAAUUUAGGCUAAGAAAAUGCUAUCUUUGGCCACCUGCCAGGAAAUUUUUAUUGAUUUUACGUGAAUUCACUGAGGCCGAUAAGUUGGAUAGCAAGUUCAUAUGAUUAAAACCCCUCGAGGAGGAGGUUGUAGGAACAGGACUGUUAGAAAAUAAGAAAAGUGAUCGUAACUGUACAUACAAAAUGUAUUAUAAAACAAAAUAAAAAAAAACUCACUUCUACAGAUUAAAA
Messenger RNA from Bemisia tabaci, 1580 nucleotides. RefSeq names its product Phytanoyl-CoA dioxygenase domain containing 1 (gene Phyhd1). The record is from RefSeq and is a predicted model, not a curated record. Lineage: Eukaryota; Metazoa; Arthropoda; Insecta; Hemiptera; Aleyrodidae.